This is a messenger RNA of Periophthalmus magnuspinnatus, 1230 nucleotides long. Its product is annotated as GTPase IMAP family member 7-like. Gene Ontology annotation, molecular function: GTP binding. Bases 62 to 1141 code for a protein of 359 amino acids. The transcript is spliced from 4 exons. The record is from RefSeq and is a predicted model, not a curated record. NCBI's taxonomy places the organism in Eukaryota, Metazoa, Chordata, Actinopteri, Gobiiformes, Gobiidae.
AAUGAAAGUACAGUGACAGUCCAGUGCAGCUGGAGACAGCAGAGUCCAGACAAACCAAACCAUGCAAGAGCCAAACUCGCUGAGAAUCGUCCUGCUGGGGAAACACGGCAGCGGGAAAAGCAGCCUGGCAAACAACAUUCUGGGAGAAAAGAUUUUCAGAGUGAGCUACAGGAGCGACUCAAAGAUCCGAAGCGUUCAGACUCACUCCAGGACCUUGAAAGAGCGCAAAGUGACGGUGAUCGACACUCCAGGGGUCGUGGGAACCCAGGGCGUGGGGUGGGAGCGCGCGGAGCUGGAGAGACACUGUGAAUGGCUGAGCUGCCUGGUCCAGUGCGCUCCGGGGCCUCACGCGCUGCUGCUGGUGAUGCCUGUGCAGAGGUACACGAGACAGGAGCAGGCUGUGGUGGAGUACAUCAAGACACAGUUUGGGGAAGAGAUGUUCCGAUUCACCAUUGUAGUUUUCACUCAUGGAGACCAGCUCCCGGAGAACACAGACAUCUUGGAGUUUGUGGAGGAGAACACUGAGCUGGCCAAGCUGGUGCAGGCCUGCGGGGGGCGCUGUCAUGUGGUCGACAACAAGUACUGGACCAAAGAUCAGCAAAAGGAAGACCCACAGCGGAGCAAUGAGUUUCAGGUGGAAGCGAUCCUGAAUACUGUGGAGAAAAUGGUUGAUGAAAACCAGAAGUAUUUAAGCAAUGAUGCUUUGGAACAAGUAGAGCAUGAUAUUCAGACAGAGCAGAGCCGCAUUCACACUGACAGCGGCUUGAGCCUGGAGGAGAGCAGAGAGCAGGCCAAAAACUCUCUCCUCGAUAGAUACAUAGACCAAGCAACAAGAUGCCCGCCUUAUGCCAAAUAUGCUGCAGUUAUGACUGGAGUAGCAGGUGUGGCACUGGUAGCUAUAUUGGUGCUACCAAAAGUGAUGAAGUUUUUUGCAGAGAAGCCCCCACUGCCCCUUCCCCUCCCCCUGCCCAUGGUGCCCAUAGAGCCCCCUGCUCUGCCAGAUCUCCCCCUUGCACCUGAAGUGAUCCAAGAGGUUGUCCAAGAGGUUGUCCAAGAGGUUGUCCCACCCGUGAUAUCCGAGUUUCUGAAGUCCAUUCUGACACCACCAGAGGACUACGAUCCAUUUGACCAAUUCAACUAGUCUUAAAGGAACUGUGUAAGAUUUUGAUUUUAGAUUGUCACAAGAUAAAAGGUAAACAUGUUCAAAUCAAAUAUAGUGACUGAUAACAA